AUGAAGAAUCAUGUACGAAAUGACAAGUACUUGAGAGCGGAAAUCUUUACUAUGAGUCGUUUGUGUCACCCUAACACUGUGAAUACCGUGGAAGCAUUUGAACGCAAGCGACACAUUUAUCUCUUUUUGGAAUUUUGUUGGGGAGGGAAUUUGUGUGAAAGAAAUCCCACAGAACCGGAAGCAGCGGCCAUUGUCCGAAAGAGUCUGUCGGCAGUGGCGUAUAUGCAUCGUUUACUUUUGUCGGGGGAACAACCAUUUGUGGGACCUCCCAAAGAAAUGAGUUGGGAAAAGCGAAAGAAAUUCAUGAUUGAUCGAAUCAUUUGA
Messenger RNA from Seminavis robusta, 324 nucleotides. The record is from the annotation of a GenBank genome assembly. NCBI's taxonomy places the organism in Eukaryota, Bacillariophyta, Bacillariophyceae, Naviculales, Naviculaceae.